AUGUACAACCAGAGUGAUGGUGUCAACUGGAACAGUUCAGAACCCGUCAAGUGUCAGCAUGGCUGGGAUUACGAAGACACGUGGUUCUCUCUGACUGUCCCUUCUCAGAUGAACAGGGUCUGCGAGAACCAGAAGUACGCCAACGACGUCUUGUUCUACGCACAAAACAUUGGAGUGGCUCUGAGCCUGCUAUUCGGAUACAUAGGCGUUAUGUGGUUCCCGGAGUCACCGCGGUGGCUGACGUGUAGAGGUCGCGAGGAGGACGCCCUGAGGCAGUUGCGCCGCAUCGCCACCACCAACGGUGGACAGCUGCCUCCGUUCGGUCCACGGGUGAUGCGGACCGUGGCCAAGGCCCAGAAAGAUAGGAAGGGCUUCCUCAGCCUCUUCUCCAGCUGGAACGUCUUCAAGAAUACGAUGCUGCUCAUCACUGCAAGAUCUGCGCACGUACUGACGCGGUUCUCGCUGGUGUUGCUGGCUGGUGGUGUGGGCAUUAAUCCCUUCCUGACGGUGGUGGCGCAGGGCGCGGUCCAGCUGCCCUCUGUGUGCGCCGUCCACGUGUGUGCGGCGCGCUUCGGCCGCCGCUGGACCGCUGUGGGCUGCGCUCUGCUGGCAGGGGUCACCUGCGCAGCCACCUUCUGUGUGCUGAGGGCUGGCAUCAUUGGACUGGCCAUCACGGUGAUGGUGGUAGUAACGCAGUUCUUCACGACGGGCACAAUCGCCAUGGCCAACCUACAGAGUGUUGAGGUGCACCCCACGUGUCUGCGACAGAUCGCUGCCUGUGUCGAGUGGACCGCAGCUGGGGUCGUCAUGUCUGGUUUGCCAUACGUGGCCCUCAUGAGUGACAGACGGACGCCCUACGCCAUUCUCGCAGCUCUGAACUUGGGGACAGCGUUUGCAAUAUCGUUCCUUCCAGAAUCGGCGUUGCAGAGGUUACCAGAGUCAUUACAGGAUGCUGCCGUCUUCGGCAAAGAACAGAAGUACUGGAGCUGGAAGCCAAAACCAGCUCCACAGUAUGCCAUGGCAUAA
Messenger RNA from Schistocerca serialis cubense, 1026 nucleotides. Its product is annotated as solute carrier family 22 member 13-like. Bases 1 to 1026 code for a protein of 341 amino acids. NCBI's taxonomy places the organism in Eukaryota, Metazoa, Arthropoda, Insecta, Orthoptera, Acrididae. The transcript has 5 exons. Gene Ontology annotation, cellular component: membrane. Gene Ontology annotation, molecular function: transmembrane transporter activity. The record is from RefSeq and is a predicted model, not a curated record. Gene Ontology annotation, biological process: transmembrane transport.